This is a messenger RNA of Carlito syrichta (Philippine tarsier), 3143 nucleotides long. RefSeq names its product heparan-alpha-glucosaminide N-acetyltransferase (gene HGSNAT). The annotation marks the transcript as partial. The record is from RefSeq and is a predicted model, not a curated record. Gene Ontology annotation, biological process: lysosomal transport. NCBI's taxonomy places the organism in Eukaryota, Metazoa, Chordata, Mammalia, Primates, Tarsiidae. The transcript is spliced from 7 exons. Gene Ontology annotation, cellular component: lysosomal membrane.
GAGAGGAGUUGCCUCUUUCUUCGAGACAUCACAUCCAGUUGGCCCCAGUGGCUCUUUAUCCUGAUGCUGGAAAGCAUUUGGCUGGGCUUGACAUUCUUCUUGCCAGUUCCUGGGUGCCCUAUUGGUUAUCUUGGCCCUGGUGGCAUUGGGGAUUUUGGAAAGUAUCCAAACUGCACUGGAGGAGCUGCUGGCUACAUUGACCGCUGGCUUCUGGGAGAUGAUCACCUCUACCACCACCCUUCAUCUGCCUUGCUUUAUCACAGUGAGGUGGCCUAUGACCCAGAGGGUAUCCUGGGGACCAUCAACUCCAUUGUGAUGACGUUUUAAGGAGUUCAGGCAGGAAAAAUCCUAUUAUAUUACAGGGAUCGAACCAAAGACAUUCUGAUGAGAUUCACUGCCUGGUGUUUUAUUCUCGGGCUUAUUUCUGCUGCUUUGACCAAAAUUUCUGAAAAUGAAGGGUUUAUUCCAGUAAACAAGAAUCUCUGGUCUCUUUCAUACGUCACCACACUCAGCUCUUUUGCCUUCUUCAUUCUGCUGGUCCUGUACCCAGUUGUGGAUGCGAGGGGACUGUGGACAGGAGCUCCAUUCUUUUAUCCAGGGAUGAAUUCCAUUCUGGUAUAUGUCGGCCAUGAGGUCUUUGAGAACUACUUCCCCUUCCAGUGGAAGCUGAAGGACACCCAGUCACACCGAGAACAUCUGACUCAAAACCUCAUCGCCACUGCCCUCUGGGUGCUCAUUGCCUACAUCCUCUACCGAAAGAAGAUUUUUUGGAAGAUCUGACAGUUCCUGCCAACGUGUUGCUGGAAGACUCUAGUGGACCUAUGGGGGAGUCGUAAAGCACCUUAACUGAAGGGAAGCAUUAAUUAUGAAAUCAAUAGAUUGUUUGUGGACAGAGUAUUGGGGAGGCAUUGCUUUGCUCACAGUAGCUGAUUGUGACACGGCCAUCAGAGCUUUGCCUGCAUAUUUGUGACUUUUAUCUUUGAAGUGAAAUGGACUUUUUUUCUCCAUCUUUUAUGGAAUUGGAUGUAUUUGGAACUUCAUUCUGAGGAGAUCAACUUUAGCUUUCCAAAAGGGAAUUACCAUGGGUGUUUUUCUUCUGUGACAGAGAAAACCAUCUAAGGUCUGAUUCUUACUAAUCUUGUUUUCCUGCAAGCUGCCUUUCCUUGUGCACACAUGUAACAGCAAAAAGUGCCAGCGUUCCUAUAGUGACUGACUAUAGAGCAUACUGAAUGUGAUGUAUCAUAUAGUCUAAUGUAUUUUGAUUAAGAACAGUUUAAUGUAUUGUUAUUUUGAUUAAGAAAGCCAAAGUAGUUAUCUUUCAGAUCUGCAAGUCUUUGAUGGGUUCAAGAGAUGUUUAUUAGAAACUAUUUUCUCCUUUUUCUCACUUGAAAAAAAAAGUUAAAAUAUAGAUGUUUUAUUUCUAACCUCUCUUGCCUCAGUCAGUCAGUCAAUGAAUCUGUGUAUCUGUCUGUCUUCCUAGCUUUCUUUUAUGUGAAAGAGCAGGAUUUAUUGAGAAGACAGAAAAGCUCCCACAGGGGGAGGGUACCUAAGAGUGUUGCCCUGUCGUCCUGUCUUUCUUCCCCCAUUUCUCGUGUGUCUGUAUCUGAUGGCAACCAGGAACCCAGGAUGCAGCUGUGGCCCUGCCGUUGCUUAUAGGUCCAACUUUGCCAUUUGUGCUGUGUAAGCUGCUGGGUGAGUCCUUUGACCACUGGGGCCUUGAUUUCCUCACAAUGAAAUGAGAGAGAUAGAAUUGACCUCUUGAUUCCCUUUCUACUCUGGAUGCUGUGAGGUAAGGUACAUCGUUAGCUUUUCAGAAAAGAUAAUUUAAUUACACAAAGCUCUUCAAAAUAAAUGCCAAAACGUUAAAAUAAACUCUCAUUGGAGUAAAUAUUUUAAAAGUAUCCCUCUACAAUAGAGGCACCUUUCCUACUUGGCAAACACAAACCGAAGAGAUCAUUUCCUAGGAGUGAAUGUAAAGGACACACAACAGAGAAGCAGCACUUUUCGCAUGAUGCAUCAUCAUACUUCAGAGUGUUCAGUGAGGAUUCCAGAAUUAAGGAAAAUGUGGAAAUAAGCUUGUACUUUUGAAUGCCCUUCUGUGGUGAGAUAAGACCACCUCCGCCUCAACUUUACCACUGCAUCUACGUCCUGGUCUGUUGCUUCAACUUUACCACUGCAUCUGCUUCCUGGUCUGUCUUUCUGACUCUUACCUCCACCCCUUCUCCACUUGUAACUAUUUGCUGGCCCCACCCCUGGUGGUAGCAUCAUAGGCUCACUGCAUCCCUCCUGCUAACACUCAAACCUGUGCCUCUUUAGAUUGUCCUAGCUCUGUGAAUAGACCAUUCUGUCUUUGGAUAUAAAACUGCCAUCAUCUUUCCACCCAGCGUUGCUUCCACUCUCCUCCUUGUCCAUGUUCAGUCAUUGCCGAAUCUUGGCAGUUCUGUCUCCACCCUCCCCCUGUAAUGUCUUCGUUCUCAUUAUCACUUCCUCAUUACUCGAGUCCCAACUCUCAAAGUUAUUUUUAAACUGACCUCCUUUCUCUCAGCCCGUCCUCCCAUAAAGCCACUUGUACAUUGCCACCCGUUCAAGCUUUCUGAAGUAGAGUUUGGGUCUGCUCACCUCUCUUUAAGGAACUUCCAUUGCAAUGGAGGCAUCUUUGCCUGGCAUAUGUGGCCACCUUUCUGUCCUGAUACCGAUGGUUCUUUACAACCUUCUUUUCCAUCUGUCUCACCCACGCUCUUAUUCCAACCCAGGUAGAUAUCCCCUUACCUCCAACUACAAAGCCAGAACCUCCUCUUCUGAUUUCAGUCAGAGUUUUUCUGGAUUACCUUCUCCUCUUAAUUUUUUUUCUGACUGCAUUUGAUCUGUCGUGUUUAAGCCCUCAACUUAUAAGUUAUCUUCUCUAAUCUCUUAUUCUCAUCUUAAAGUUGUAUUUUCUUCUUCGUCUUGUUGGUAUCAAUCUCAUGGCACUUAGUGCUUUCUGCCUUGUGUGGUCGUUAUUAGUGUAUAUAUGCAACUUCUGAUUUCCCAUGCUAGACUGUGAGUUCCUGAGGGCAGGAGCCUUGUUCAUCUGUGUGUUCUUCAUGGUGCCACUCACAGUGCCUUGUACAUACUGAGUGCUAAAUAAACUUUUUUAAAGCAAA